Messenger RNA from Nerophis ophidion (straightnose pipefish), 6094 nucleotides. Its product is annotated as LIM domain only protein 7-like. The record is from RefSeq and is a predicted model, not a curated record. The transcript is spliced from 30 exons. Gene Ontology annotation, biological process: regulation of signaling; regulation of cell adhesion. Lineage: Eukaryota; Metazoa; Chordata; Actinopteri; Syngnathiformes; Syngnathidae. Bases 385 to 4902 code for a protein of 1505 amino acids. Gene Ontology annotation, molecular function: protein binding.
UUUAAUUUUCAUGGCGACGUUUUAGCUGAAGCGCUGCACACGCUGAUCCUCACACGUUUGGAAGCCGUGGAAAAGAGAAGUACGUCAGCUAAUGAAAAAAUCAUUUACUGGCAAUAACAACACAAUAAGUCGACAGGUGUGCCGGAGUUUGUUAGGCCAGGUCCACUCAACAAGAUUAGCCGAGAUCACUUGGUCCACUUGGAAAGUUUCUACCAUGGGCUUUAGGACUUAAAAGGUGGAGGAAUGUACACGACUGUGGUGAACUUGUUGGACCCAUAACCUCCCACUGCUGCUCGGCUCCAUUCAAAGAAGGAGAAGAGGACAUAUACAUAUAUAUUUACAUAUAUACACAUUUAAGAAAGAAAAAGAAGAGGAUUCGGUGUGAUGGAGUGGAGAGAACAGUCCACGGCUACCUGCCAGGACGCGUACGUGGAGGCUCAGAGGUGGAUAGAGGCCGUAACCAAGAAAACAUUUAAGGGCAAAGACUUCCGAUCUUCUCUGGAGAAUGGAGUUCUGCUGUGUGACCUGAUCAACAAGAUCAAGCCUGGCGUGGUGAAGAAGGUCAACAGGCUGCCAACACCCAUCGCCUGGCUGGACAACAUUAAUGUCUUCCUCAAAGCCUGUCUCAAGCUCGGACUAAAGGAGGCGCAGCUCUUUCACCCCGGAGACCUCCAGGACCUGUCGUCCAGAGUCACAGUCAAGGACGAAGAGACCAACCGCAGGCUUAGAAAUGUUGUGAUCACCGUUUACUGGCUGAGUAGACGAGCACAGAGCGAGCGUUCCUACAAUGGACCUUACUUGAAUUUCAAGGCGUUUGAGGGAUUGCUGGGCAUAGCACUUCACAAGGCUCUCCAAGACGGUCAGAAGGACGUAAGAGACAGCAGUUUUUCAGAUAACUGGUACUCGGAGCAGCCGCUAGGAGGAGGAGGAAGAGGAGGACACAGGAGAGACGACUCCCUGGACAGCUUGGACUCUCUGGGGUCACAACCUCAUAGCCUCUCAUCGGACGCCACCCUCAAAGGCAGCAGUGAGGGUUGUUGCAGCGACGCCGAGGCAGACGCAGCCUUCAAGAUGGCCGACAACAAAGAAUCGCUCCAGUACCGCCGCUCUCUAGUCGUCACGCCAAAGGUCAGCACCCAGUUCAACCAGUUCCUGCCCUCUAAGAACAAGACUUCAGGGUACGUGCCCGCUCCCCUGAGGAAGAAGCAGGCGGAUCGCAACAAUGACAACCGUCGCAGUUUGGUCAACCCGGUGUACGAGGACGAAGCCCCGCUAGCCAGACAACGGCAAACAUCAGACAGUUUCGACGGGAGCAAAUCAACAAGCGACAUCCAACAGGAAUCCUCGGCCGCCCGUCAGCUUCGAUAUGAAGAGCUGGCGAAAUAUCGCGAGCAGGUCAAGCAGACCGAGGACAAGUGGCAGGAUGACUUAAGCAAAUGGAAGAACCGACGCAGUAGCCUUAACUUUGACAUCAAGAGGAAGAAGGAGGAGAGGGAGAAGAUUGAGCAGGACACCUAUGGCAAUGACAGAAGGUCCAAGACCUUCAAGGAGAUGCAAGACGCCAGGGAAAACAGGCGAAACAGCAGCAUCGGCAGCCGCAUCUCGUCGCUCAGCUUUGACGACGACGGGGACGUAUUUAACAAACCAACCCCUCCCUCCCGAGAAGUUCUUAGCAGAAGCCACACUAUCGACACUCCUUUUGAGUCCUCCGACACAGCUGCACCUUCUCAGAAAGAGGAUAAUCCGCCGGCUGCUUAUCAGACACGGUUUAGGUCCUCGAAGCAGGAAUCUGACACGGUAGACAGCCCAGCAGGGACCACCACCAGCACCACCAGCACCAGCAGCACCAGCAGCCGCAGCACCAGUAACCGCACCUCAUUCUACAGACCCAAUCUUGCAGGAGCUGUAUCUUCUCAGAAAAGUUCAGUCUUCGAAAACAGCAACACUGCCAAAACCGAGAAGACUUCAAGCUUUGUCCCUGCUCCCAGAGUUCCACAAAAAGUGUCGGAACCAAAAAGCCCAGUCAAGGUGCAGCCCCCAUCCUUUGGUGCAACCUACAAACCAUCGCAGCCCAGCACUAUGGAUGUUAAUCGACCAAUUACUCCAACAAUAUCUCGGUUGUCCGCCUCCCUCCCAAGGAGCUACCAGAAACCGGACAGUGCACGCUUGACCUCAGUUGUUGCACCCAGACCAUUUGGCACCCAGUCAUCCCAUGUCGGAUCACUUACCAGGUCAUUCGCAUCAAAAGACUCCAGUAACCGCAUCAAUGGCGACGUCGCAGUUACCAAGACCUCGUCGGUCCCGAGCCGCUAUCGAGAGUUCAUUACCCCAGAAGACGAGGCUGAGUCACAGUCGAGCCCCGCCAACAGCAGUGACGAUGAGGAGGAUCAAAAAGAGUCUACCGGGAAGACCGUCACCAAAACAUCAAGCCUCUUAUCCGACCCGGUUCCGUUCAAGAGAGAAGUCCCUGCUAAGGAUGCCAGCCAGGACGAUUACUGCGAGAUGCGGAUUAGUCUGAACCAGAAGCCCAACAGCAGUCUAGACUUCGGUUUCAACACAAGGUGGGACUCGACUGGAGCCCACGUCGCGUCUGUUCAACCAGGCAGCCCAGCUGAGAUGUUCCAGUUGAAGCCUGGGGAUGAGGUGCUGACGGUGAACGGCCACCGGGUGGCAGACAUGAGCUAUCUGGACUGGAAGGCAGGCAUGGAGGAGGCUCUGCAGGAGGGCAGCCUGGUGAUGGAUGUGCGACGUUAUGGCCAGAACACAGCCUGGGACAGAGAUCUGCCUUCCCCGCCAUUUCAAAGCCAUAAGACCAUCAAUCUGACCACUACGGAUCAUCCCGUACUUGUAGGUUUCCCUGCUGCCAGCGGAACCAGCAAGUUGGAUUUCACCACGCGCCCCGACACAUCGGUGUCCAACAAGACUACCACCCACUCUGUGGUGGAUAUGGCUUUCAAUGGCGUAAGUGGCGGCUACCCCGGAGUGUCACUGACUACCAUGACUAACGACUCAGAACUCCUUUCUUCGAAAAACUUAAAACUGAGGUCAGAGUUUUUUGAGCAAGGUGGAGGAGACUUGGCAAUGCCAGAUAUACCUGUUCCAUCCAUCACUCCGUCUUCUAGAAGCUGGUCUUGGGAUCCAGAAGAAGAGCGCAGGAGGCAAGAGAAGUGGCAGAAGGAGCAGGAUCGCUUACUUCAGGAGAAAUAUAAGCGAGACCAAGAGAAACUGCAGGGGGAAUGGCUCAAGGCCCAGCAGGAGAUCUCCACCAGUGUGGCACAACAAGCGCCUAAUAGCCCACACUCGCUGAUAUCCUACUCGUCGUGGGAGGAGGAGGAGGAGAGGAAGAGGAAGGAGCAAAUGAUGGAGCCCCAGAGGCUGGAGGAGGAACGCCAAAGAAGGGAGGAGGAGAGGAUGAGUAGGGAGGAGGAGUUUGAGCGUCAAAGAAAGGAGGAGAGAAAGAGGAUGGAGGAAGACCUGGAGCAAAGAAGGGAGGAGGAGAGGUUGAGGAGGGAGGAGGAGUUUGGGCGUCAAAGAAAGGAGGAGGAAAGAAAGAGGAUGGAGGAAGACCUGGAGCGCCAAAGAAGGGAGGAGGAGUUUGAGCGUCAAAGAAAGGAUGAGGAAAGGAGAAAGAUGGAGGAAGACCUGGAGCGCCAAAGAAGGGAGGAGGAGAGGAUGAAGAGGAGGGAGGAGGAGUUUGAGCGCCAAAGAAGGGAGGAGGAAAGAAAGAGGAGGGAGGAAGACCUGGAGCGCCAAAGAAGGGAGGAGGAGUUUGAGCGCCAAAGAAGGGACGAAGAGAGAAAGAGGAGGGAGGAGGAUUUGGAGCGCCAAAGAAGGGAGACAGAGGCGGAGGAGGCGAGGAAGAGGAAAGAGAAGGCGGAAGAGGAGAGGAGGCAGAGGGAGGAGGAACUUCUGUGGCAGAGGAGGAAAGAGCUGGAGCAGGAGGAGCUGGGGAAGAGGCAGGCGGCCACCCAGGAGCAGCAGCGCCAGGAAAGAGUGAAGUCGUCUGAUCAAGAGGAAAGAUUUCAAAGAAAAGGUAUGCUCGCCAAACCGGGCGGCAUGAUCCAGUGGCUGCUGGAUGAGCAGGCCAGGAACUCACGAGACAGGCUGGCGCGGAGUCAGCGGGCUGUGGCCGAGCUGGAGAUGGAGAGGAGGAACCUCCUCAAUGUUAUGAGAUACAGGGAGCCUGAGAGAGUGACGGGCAGCGGACUGUUUGACGCCAGGGGUCUCCAACCGGCCUCACAGGCCGAGCUUCAGCGCCAGCAGCUCCUGGAUGACAUGAGGAAGAAGGCCCCCGUGGUGACGGACAACAGCUGGAUCCGUCAACGAUCCGGCCAGGACGACGUGCCAUCCAACCGCAGGGUUGGCUCUCUUGACAACCUGGAUAACCCCCACAACUCCUGGCGCUCGUCGUGGACACCCAGGAGCGACUCCCAUAUCCCAAAUUACUCCCGGCCGCACUCCGCCCUUUCCACUAGCGCUCCCUUUCACGGUGGCGGGGCCCCUAGGGCGCGGUCCGGCUCCAGCACCCUUCCCACUUCUCUUUGGGGCCCGUCAACGGGAGCGGCCCCCUGGUCCCAACAUUCACCGUCUUUUUCACCCUCCUCGCUGUCUCCCACCACCUCCCCAGAACCUGGUUCUGACACAGGUGGUCCUCGACAGCGCAGCAGGUCAGUGAGCGGUAAGAAAGUGUGUACUUUCUGUGACGCGGCGCUGGGGAAAGGAGCCGCCAUGAUCAUUGAGUCCUUGGGGCUGUGUUACCAUUUGACCUGUUUUAAGUGCUUCGACUGCCAUUCCGAGCUCGGUGGAUCGGAAGCCGGGGCAGAAGUUCGAAUCCGAAACAAACAGCUGUAUUGUAACUCAUGCUACACGCGAGUCAAAGGCGGCCAGCCCACCGCGAUGUAACGUGAGGGUCCUGCGGCGGAUCUACGAGGAGACCACGUGCUACAACAACCCGUGAGGCGGCACCUGAGGACCGGUAGCAUCGGGCUCUCAAACUUAAACAUUUCUGUCUUAAUUCGUCUUAAUUCCUGAGUUUUCAUACCUUUUGUCUUUUUCUGAGAGAGGUGAAAAUAACAAAGGAUGGAGGAUUUUUUUUGGGGGGGGGGCCUAAAUUAAAUAAAUACAAAGCCUAAUAAAUAUAACUGAUAAUUUGUUGAUUCAAAUGUGAAUUAAUUCACAACAUGGUGAAAUAUAAUGGACAAUAAUGGUAUAAUAUAUUCAAUAAAAAUAGAUUGGUAAAAACCUACAUAAUUAGUAGAUUAUAUUUAACAAUUUAGGUAAUUAUUUGACAAGUUAAUGUUUUUUUUUGCAAUUAUCUAAAUUAUUUAAACCAUUUAUAUAAGUAAAAUAUCUACAACCGGCAGUUAAAUUAAUUUAAAAACAUUUAAAUUAUUUUAGAUUGUAUUUCACCGUUUAAAUAAACCAAUACACAAUUUAAUUUAUUCUCACCAUUAUCUAUUUUACUGAUAUAUAAUUUACAUUUAUUAUCCAUGAACGAAAUAAAUAUGUUACUUGUGGCUAAUUUUAGAUCAUGUUUCACAAUUAUUCUGAAUUGUUUUAUUUUUCAAAAACACAUUUUCAUGUAUGUGAAAGGAAUGUGGGCCAUUUCACACAUGAUUUCACUUUUUAAAUAAUACAAUUAUUUAUUUAAUAAUCCAUUUAAAUGGCUUUGUAUUUAUUUGAUUUUGACACCCAAAAAAAUGGCAUAAAAGCAAAGACUUGUUAGAUUUGAAUUUGUAAGAUGAAGCUGUACAAAAAAGGGUUCUUCUGCAUGCGCCGCUGGUUUAAAUUAUCCAUUAUUAAAUAUUUCCGGAAAUAUUUUUGGGGGAUCAUUAUUUCCAACUCAGACUGGAUCAUCUUUUAUUCUUUUCAUUGUAUUUUCUUUGUUUUGAUUAUUACCGCUUUCCUCGUGGUGGUGUUAAACCUUCUGUAAUGUACCUUUAUGUCUGCAACAGGGAGACAUAAUAAUGCAUUGUGUGCUUAUUAGCCAGGCUGUAUUUAAUAAUAAAAUGAACAUUAUGCUGUCUUGUGAAGAAUAUAUGAUACUAAAUGGCAGAUGGAGAUAAAAAUGUAAAUAAAAACGCUAAUCUUCGAA